Molecule: messenger RNA, 3876 nt
Organism: Colossoma macropomum (tambaqui)
Lineage: Eukaryota; Metazoa; Chordata; Actinopteri; Characiformes; Serrasalmidae
Gene: ctdp1
Product: CTD (carboxy-terminal domain, RNA polymerase II, polypeptide A) phosphatase, subunit 1
Exons: 13
Coding region: 161-3052 (963 amino acids)
Cellular component (GO): nucleus
Molecular function (GO): RNA polymerase II CTD heptapeptide repeat phosphatase activity
Source: RefSeq, a predicted model, not a curated record
UGUUUCCUGUUUACAGGCGGGAAGAGCGAACACACCUGAAUCCCUGUUCUGUUUUGUCUGUUUGGGUUUCUUGUCUUAUUAUUUUGUCAAAUUUCAUGCAAUAGAAAUCUUAUUUUUGGUGGAGUAUUUACUGACGUUCAAAAUAUUGCGUUAAAAAGCCAUGGAGGACCCUGCACAUUCUGGAGACGGCUCUGUAGCACUAUUGAACCCCACGGUACAAGUAACAGAGAUUCGCUGGCCAGCCGAAGCGCGUCCUGUGCGGUUGUUGGAGUGGAAAGUGAAACCCGGCGCUUUGAUUAAUGUGGAUUCUGUUAUUGCAUUGUGUGUAGUUAUCCACACAGACUUAAAGUCUGGAUCAGAGGAACGUGACCAGGCAAACAGACUAUCGUUACCAGAUAAGAAGCUGAAAUCGGACCGAGCUGGAGUUGUGAGAGAACUGUGCUGUCAACUAGGACAGGUCAUAUAUGCUGGGGAUGUCAUAGCGAAAAUAGAAGAAUGCAGCCAUCCCAUUGUGAUGAAGGGUCUGUGUGCUGAAUGUGGCCAGGAUUUAACACAGCUGCAGAACAAGAACGGAAAGCGGCAGGCUCCCAUCUCUACAGCAACCGUUUCCGUGGUGCAUAGUGUUCCUGAGUUGAUGGUCAGCUCAGAGCAGGCAGAGCAGCUUGGCAGAGAGGACCAGAAGAGGCUCCAGAGAAACAGAAAACUAGUGCUCUUGGUGGAUCUGGACCAGACUCUGAUUCAUACCACAGACCAACAUUGCCAGCGCAUGUCCAAUAAGGGAAUCUUCCAUUUCCAGUUGGGAAGAGGGGAGCCCAUGCUUCAUACACGUCUUAGACCACAUUGCAAAGUGUUCUUGGAGAAGAUUGCCAAGAUGUAUGAACUACAUGUUUUUACCUUUGGGAGUCGCCUCUAUGCACACACCAUCGCAGGCUUCCUGGAUCCUGAAAAGAAGCUUUUCUCUCAUAGAAUCCUGUCCAGAGAUGAGUGCAUUGACCCAUACUCCAAGGCUGGAAAUCUUAAAAAUUUGUUCCCAUGUGGUGACUCUAUGGUGUGCAUCAUUGACGACAGAGAGGAUGUGUGGAAGUUUGCCCCCAACCUCAUCACUGUGAGAAAGUAUGUGUACUUCAAAGGAACGGGUGACAUCAAUGCACCACCGGGGUCACGAGACAGCCAGCUGGCAAAGAAAGAUACUGGUACCCAGGCUAGUCAGCCUGUAGGAAGCUCAGACCUGUCUGCAACAUCAGAACAUGGGGAGCAGAGUAAUGGAUUCAGGAAACAUGACAGAGAUUGCAAAGCUGUGCAUGAAGAUAUGUCAGCCUAUAGCUGCGACAUUCGGGGGCCAACAACCAGAGAGAAAAGUCAUCCUGAGGGGAAAGGAGAUGGAACAGAACAUUUGAGUGACAAAUAUAGUGUUAAGAGGGGAGAAGCAGGUGUCUCAAGUAGAGUGAGUAACUCAGGUGAAAUAGUGCUUAGAGAGAAUGUGACUACUGCUGAUAAUAUACAUAAUGACUUGGACUUUGACCUUUUAAGUGACAGCGAAACUGACUCGGGUAAACCAGGGCUGCCACACAGCAAAAAUGAAGAACAAUUUUCAGAAACUGGAACAUACAAACAAACAAAACUAAAGGAAGACAACUGGGUUAGAGAGGGAAAUGGAGGUGGACAUGUAGAAGCUCUAGAGGAGAAUCAGGGGGUUCUUAGUGAGCUUGAUAAUGGCUGUGCUGACAAAAAAGAAACAGAGACAGAGUCUCAAAACAGUGAGCAAUCUGGCAUCACAAUGGGUGAGGAAUCUCUAGACCACAGCAUGGGGGAUGAAGAGGAGGAGGAGGAGGAGGAAGAAGACACAGACGAUUAUUUGAUUUACCUAGAAGAGGUCUUAGUUCGCAUUCAUAAAGAAUAUUACUUGCGCUAUGAGGCCUACCUCAGGGAGGAGAGUCUCCAGAUGCCAGACAUUCGUACAAUUGUCCCUGAGCUGAAGAGCAGAUCCUUGGCAGGCACCACUGUUGUGUUUAGUGGCUUAUGCCACACUAACUAUCCCAUGGAGCGAACACGAGAGUGCUACCAUGCCAAGGCAUUGGGUGCCAAGAUAGGCAAGAGCCUUGUGCUUAGCGCCAAAGAUCCUGACUGCACAACACACCUGAUUGCUGCACGUGCAGGCACAGAGAAAGUGCGCCAGGCCCAAGGCUGUAAACACCUGCAUGUGGUGAAUCCUGAUUGGCUUUGGAGAUGCCUGGAGCGCUGGGAGAGAGUGGAGGAGCAGCUUUUUCCACUCAAGGAGGGCUACAUUAAAUCACAGAGGAGUAACAGUCCAUCGGCAUUUCCUGACGUUCAGGAGUCUUUGUCAACAGCUGUAAUUCACCCCACUCCUGUUCAGCCCAAAUGCCCAUUGGUCCCUGAGGUCCGCACGUAUGAUCCUGUAACUGGCAAAUUGAUCCGGAGGGGUCCUCAGGCACCCCGACAAUCUUCCUACCUGCAGCCCCACAGAACUCUACCUGGACAAGAAGUGCACUCAAACCUUAGGUCAAAUCUGGGGUCUCAGCAGCAGGAGGAGGUGGAUAGCUCGAAUCAAGAUGAGAAACCUGAGCCCUCACGCAGAAAACGACAGCCUAGUAUGUCUGAAACCAUGCCACUCUACACACUCUGCAAGGAGGACCUGGAAAGCAUGGACAAAGAGGUCGACGAUAUUCUUGGGGAGGAGAGUGAUCAUGAGUGUGAAGAAAAAGGAAAGGUGGAAAAAUUGGAGCAAGAGAAAGAAGCAGAGGAGCAACCACAGAACUGUAGGCAAAGGGCCGGACCAGUAGAUUACCAAGACGUGGGCACACUGGUCAAGGAUACACUGCUAUCAUCCAGCAGUCUGUCUGAAAGCAUUUCAAGGGGUCACAAGAGGAAGCUAGAGGAGGCCAAGGAGGAUGAUGAUGGAGUGGAUAAUGAUGAUGACAAAGAUGGAGACUUGUCUAGUGAGUCUAGUAAGGAUUCUAAUGAGGAUGGUAGCAGCUCAGAGGCAGAUGAGAUGGCUGCAGCUCUGGAGGCAGAGUUAAAUGAUUUCAUUUGACCUGUGAAAAGAUAACAGGGGCAAAGAUGAACUGAGCUUUAGUUCCUGUCACAGAAGGUUUCUACUGUCCUGUUCACACAAGGUACCUCAGCUGUACGAAUAAGCAUGUAUGCAAUAAACAUGCAUGUUUAUUGUUUGUGUAAAAGCAAGUGAUGUGUAUACAAAGUUAUGCUUUUAUGUGGGUAUUUGAGAAGUCAGGUAUUGGGGAAAUUUGUUAAAAUUUUGUUUUAACGUUACCUUGGAUAGGGGACAGGUUGGAUUUUAUUGUUGUUCCUUCUCUAUUCAAAUUUUUGGAAAAAAAAAUAAAUGAAUAAUUGGUCAGAAAUGCCAAAGAAUGUGAACAGGGGCCUGUUUUCUUGUUUUGGCCAGCAACUGUAUUUUACAUGGACUUCCAUUUUCAUUCUCUCUCUCUCUUUCUUUCUCUCUCUCUCUCUCCCCCUAUAUAUCAUACUGAACAUUUAUAUAAAUCAGUUCUAAGCUCCGGCAUGUUACAACUGAAGUGAUGAAAUAUGUUACAUACUUAAAAUGACUUUCAAAUUAAACAAGCAUUGAGUAGUUUUGUACCCAUUUUGCCUCUGUGCAAAAUAGUCAAAUGUCCCAUUAUUACAUGUAAAUGUUCUUAACAUGUGAACCAAUUUACUUAAUAAAAUGUUGCUGAGAUGGUAUCACCAAGGUUAAGACAGUGUAAUCAGGGUGUUGAAUUAAGUAAUUAGUGAUUUAAAAAAAAUAGGUCUUUGGUUGGCAUUACCAUGCCAUCAUCAUCAUCAUAAACUAUCAUUGUAAUCUUUAAACAGGUUAUAAAAAGAAGUCUGCAUUGAUGUUGG